Molecule: messenger RNA, 615 nt
Organism: Capsicum annuum
Lineage: Eukaryota; Viridiplantae; Streptophyta; Magnoliopsida; Solanales; Solanaceae
Exons: 2
Coding region: 1-615 (204 amino acids)
Biological process (GO): chromatin remodeling
Cellular component (GO): nucleus
Source: RefSeq, a predicted model, not a curated record
AUGGAUAUAAGUUGUGGUACUCAGGUGGUGGAGGUUAAGAGAGUCAGUAAUAGAUUAAUGUCUAUUAAGUUGGUCAUUGGAGGGUCAAUGGUGAAUGUCAUUAGUGUCUAUGCUCCGCAAGUAGGUUUGGACGAGGAGGAGAAGAAGGGCUUUUGGGAGGUCUUGGAUGAGGUGUGGAGGGGCGUCCCAAGCACUGAGAAGCUUUUCGUGGGAGAAGAUUUCAAUAGGCAUAUUGGGUCUUUGUUGAGAGGUUAUGAAGAUGUGCAUGGCAGUUUUGAUUUAGGGGAGAGAAAUGAAGAGGUUAAGAGAAAGGCAGAGUCUAAGAAGGUGGCUUAUUCUAAGUUGGUUGAAAGCAACGAUGAUAAGGAUCGACAGACGAAUAAGAAGGAUUAUAAGGUAGCUAAAAGAGAGGCUGAGUUAGUGGUUACGACGGCUAAGAAAAUAACUUUUGAGAGCUUGAAUGCGGCUUUAGAGGAGAAAGACAGGGAUAAAAAGUUGUAUAGACUUUCCAAGGCCAGGAAGUGGAAGACUUGGGACCUUGACCAAGUGAAGUGCAUCCAGGGAGAGGAUGGAGCAGUGUUGGUUAAGGAUGCUCUCAUUAGGAAGAGGUGGUAG